Actinia tenebrosa (Australian red waratah sea anemone) is the source of this 717-nucleotide messenger RNA. RefSeq lists its product as uncharacterized. Lineage: Eukaryota; Metazoa; Cnidaria; Anthozoa; Actiniaria; Actiniidae. Gene Ontology annotation, molecular function: calcium ion binding. The record is from RefSeq and is a predicted model, not a curated record.
UAUCAAUCAUAACGAUUAUUUUCCUCUUUGGAAUGGCAUAAAAGAAGAGAGAAAUAAUAGGAGAAGCACUUUGAUCUGAGACACGAAGAAGAAGGAAUACAAGACUCUUAACCACAGGAAACCCAACCAAGAAAUACUGAAUCAUGAAGACUCUGAUGCUCUUGGCAGCAAUUUGCCUUGUUCUCUGUGUUGUACUGCCCCAAAACGACGCGUAUUGCAUCAGGUAUCGUAGUACAUCUUGUGGCUUGACCUACAUCAGUGGAUGCGGAUGGUAUCGCAUAUGUGUAGCUUACUACAAUACGAAUUGCUAUACCAAGAGAGACGAGAUUGAGAAUGACAAGGCUACAAAUAAGAAAGGACCAGGAAAGGCCAUCCUCGAAGACAUGCCCUGCAAGUUCUCUACCUAUGACAAGAACGAUGACGGAAGCAUCACCUUCGAUGAGUUCCGAUCAACCCUCGCAGAUGUGCACGGUAUCAAGCAGAUUAUGAAAGCCUUCAGAGGCAGUGACACAAAUGGAGAUGGCGUUAUCAAGUGUAACGAGUUCAAGAAGAGUGAAUGGGGUUGCUCUCAUAAGCAUGUUUGCUAGUAAAACCGCUGACCAGAGCAGGGGAAUUCAGUAUGUCCAAAGAAUGCAUUUGUUCAACAGUAAUGAUAAUAAAAAUUGUAAAGCGGGCUAACAAAAUAAGAUUCAAAUAAACUGAUUAAAUAAAAGCAUA